GGUAUCUCAAAGAUCACAGCAUCCUCUGCAGGGUAAUUGGACAUAUUAUUAUUGAAACAGACACACAUAUCUGGUGCGUGAAUAACCCAAAGUUUUUGAAGUAUACUAGACAAUUUGAACGGGGUGGGAAGUCUCUGCGAUAUCGGAAAAAUCUUCAUUGAUGACUCCAAACCCCAGCGCUUGGUCACCUGCAUAACAGUCCCAAUUGCACUGAGCAAACACAUCGUCUCUCUGUCUAGAGUUCUCAACAUCUCAGAAUCUCAGGCCAAUCCACAAUGGCUGCAGCUGUUGGACAGCCAGUGCCGAAUACAGCGCACGCAGUGAGCGUAUCGUUGCCGACAUGGAAAGCCAAUGUUAGCUACGAACAAGGCGAAGAAUGGCUCUUAUCGAGGAUGCAAACUGGCUAUCCCCGCUUCUUCAUCCAUCUGAUCAUCCAAGAACUGGAGAAGGAAAUUUUGAAGCUUCAUGGCAGACACGGCGAGAAAGUCAUGUUGUUUCCAUCCCUCGCCACCGCAAAGAGGUGUCAAAAGUUCUUCUAUGACAAAGUUGAAGGUCUAGGAACUGGCAUCGUGCACAUACUGCAAUUGGAACCCGUCAACCAAGGCAAAAACCACGAGACCACGUUCUCUUCAUUGUUUUGCGUUUUCUUUCCCAAGGACUACUUCAGUGUGGCGAAACAGGUGUGGCAGCAUACUGGGGACGGCAUCUCGAGCCGGCGGGGGGAAUUUUGCCUGAAGGCACUGAAGGAGGGGAUCUUGCAGCCUGUCACCAAUCAGCCAAAGCCAAAGACGGACGAUGUAUACUCGAAGGGACCUCGGAGAUAUCAGAAGGUGCCUCAGAACGGCAUUAUUCACAGCGUCGCUCCUCCCCCAGAAGCCCCACAACCCUCAGAUGGUUCGGCUGAUGUCUCAGAAAAGGAUUCCUCCCAAUUUGUAGAGGAACGAUUCGGCCGAAACCUCAACAUCAAGCUGGCCUCACAGGCCAAACUUGCGAUUCGACGCAGGAUUGCCGGUUGCCUAACCGAGAAUUCCGAGCUGGAACAGGCCCUCGCCGCAUCACCCAGCGACAGCAACAAGCGACAGCAGGGACUGUCAGAGGACGACGUGUACCUGUACCCGACUGGAAUGUCAUCCAUCUUCAACGCCCACAGGAUCCUCUUGGCGAACGCCGCCGCCCACGGCCGUGAGCCCCGCAAGAGCAUCUGUUUCGGCUUUCCGUACGUCGACACGCUCAAGAUCCUACAAAAGUGGGGCCCAGGCUGCCAGUUCUACGGCCUAGGAAGCUCGGCUUGUCUCGACGACCUCGAGCGCCGGCUGGAAUCCGGCGAGCGAUUCCUGGGCCUGUUCUCCGAAUUCCCCAGCAACCCGCUACUCAACUCCCCCGAUCUCCUACGCAUACGUCAACUGGCCGACAAGUACGACUUUGCCGUCGUCAUCGACGAGACUGUGGGCAACUUCACCAACAUCGACGUCCUCCGCCACGCCGACAUGGUGGUCAGCAGCUUGACCAAGGUGUUUAGCGGCGACAGCAACGUCAUGGGCGGCAGUGCCGUGCUCAACCCGCAGAGCAAGAUGUACGGCGAGCUCAAGCAGACGCUCCAGAACGAGUACGAGGACAACUACUGGGCCGAGGACGCGGUCUUCAUGGAGCGGAACUCCAGAGAUUUCAUCUACCGGUCCGAGAGGAUCAACUCCAACACGGAAGCCCUGGUCGAUCUGCUCCGAUCGUGUCCAUUCGUCAAACAGGUCUACUAUCCGAAAUUCAGUCCGACCCGGGCGAACUACGAUGCCUGCCGAGCGCCCAACGGUGGUUACGGGGGUUUGCUCUCCGUCACGUUCCAGGAAUACGAGCAGGCGAUUGCCUUUUUCGACACGCUCGAGUGUCAAAAGGGGCCUAGCCUGGGGACGAACUUUACACUGGCUUGUCCGUUCACCAUUCUUGCGCAUUACAACGAAUUGAAAUGGGCCGCCGAAUCAGGCGUGGAUGCUGAUCUGGUCCGAUUGAGUGUUGGAUUAGAGGAUACCGAAGAUUUGCUGGCACGAUUCAAUAGGGCGUUGAAGGCCGCGGAGAAUGCGAAAAAAGCACAAGAAUAAAGAAUCAGUGUUGAAAACGUCACGUCAAUGUUCAACUCAUUGAUCUGGUCCGGUCCAUAGGGGGUUUUGGAAACAGCACAGAUAGGAUACCCUGCGAAUAAAAC
Molecule: messenger RNA, 2197 nt
Organism: Exophiala oligosperma
Lineage: Eukaryota; Fungi; Ascomycota; Eurotiomycetes; Chaetothyriales; Herpotrichiellaceae
Exons: 1
Coding region: 276-2093 (605 amino acids)
Biological process (GO): transsulfuration
Molecular function (GO): pyridoxal phosphate binding; cystathionine gamma-synthase activity
Source: RefSeq, a predicted model, not a curated record